AUGGGGGAGCAUCACAGCGAUAAACCGGAACAUUUAGAUGAGGACGGCGAUGCCGUAAUGGAGGUUGAAGGAGAUCCAGGGGGAACUACCGAUGGGAAAGCCGACGACGGUGCAGGUGGAAGAGAUUUCCACCGCGUUCUAAAACACUUAAUCAAAACCCAUAAGCCUUGUUUGGUUGGGUUAGUAGAACCGAAGGCGUCCGGGUCGCAUGCCACCGAGAUCUACUCCAAGUUUGGCUAUGAGGAGUGUGUCCGAGUGCAAGAAGGGGGAGAAGAGCCAUGGCACCUCGCUAUCGUGUAUUGCAGUCCGGAGCAUCAUCUCAGGAGGCGUUUAUGGGACGAGUUCCAAGCGAACAAGAGGGUGAUUCCCGGACCGUGGUUUGUCGCAGAGGACUUUAAUGCCGUCACUUGCCAAGCGGAGACCUUGAUAUAUAAUGCUUAUUCGACGCCGAGGAGUGCAAAGUUUGUGGACUGGAUCAAUAGCGAAGAGCUCAUAGAUCUUGGAUUCUGCAGGCCACGUUUAACUUGGACACGAGGAACGGGUUCAUCCUCGGCUAAAGGGGCAAGGCUGGGUCGGGCUAUGUGUAAUAUGGAGUGGAGACAACGCUUUCCUGAGGCCCACGUGAAGCACCUACCGCGGGGGCAGAAGUGGCACUCACCCCUUCUGCUUCAUACUUUGGCAAGGAACAGAGGGGGCAGAAGUGGCCAGUUCAAACUCCAGGCUGCUUGGUUUACCAACUCCAAUUUCAGUGGGGUAAUUAAUAGGGCAUGGAACCCAUUAUCAAGCUGGCAAGUUAAUAUUGGCAGAGUACAGGCGGACUUGGUAAAGUGGAACAAGGAGAUUUUUGGCAACAUCACGAACAUGAAGAAUAUUCUGUUGUCCCGAAUUGAAGGGAUCCAGCGGAAUUUGGCGGUCUCGUUUCAUAGGGGCCUGUGGAAGCUUGAAAAGAAACUUCAAGGCGAGCUUAAAGAAGUGCUCUAUCAGGAGGAACUUAUGUGGUUCCAGCGGUCGCGGGAGGACUAG
This is a messenger RNA of Ipomoea nil (Japanese morning glory), 1023 nucleotides long. RefSeq lists its product as uncharacterized. Lineage: Eukaryota; Viridiplantae; Streptophyta; Magnoliopsida; Solanales; Convolvulaceae. The transcript is spliced from 3 exons. Bases 1 to 1023 code for a protein of 340 amino acids. The record is from RefSeq and is a predicted model, not a curated record.